ACAAGCCCAAACCAGACCAUAUUUUGAAUGAUGAGAUCUAACAAAAAGAUCUCUUCUUUCUUCGUUAUAAUUAAGGCCCACAUGCUACGUCUUGGUAACGCUUCUCUAGCUUCAGCUUCCCACUCCGGUCAGAUUCAGCGAGGUGGAGCUUGUAACUCCCGACGGAUAUCCAGAAGAUGGCCUCGUAUGUUUUCAACAACAACUCCUUGAAGAACGGACUCGCUGACAAGGCUUGUAGUUUCAACAACAACGCUGCUCUCACUUCCAUCAAUCCCAGUCAAGGAACUUGUAGAUACCAUUCAAGUAAGAGAGUGAGCAAUGGUCGAGUUGUGGAUGACAACUUCAAUGGGUGCAGGACAAGCAGAUAUGAGCCGUGGAUGACGGGUUUCCAGCAGCUGUAUCUUGUUGGUCUUUUCACAAACUCAGAACCAAGAAGAGGUCAAUUGGUAAGUGACAAACACAUGUUGAUAAGACCAAAGAAGCUUUCUUAAUAUUCAUAUUUUUUUUGACAAGCAUGAACUAGAUAGGUGUUGUUUCAUGGUAGAGCUUAUCAAUGUAGGUUGUUAAGGGAUCCUAAAAGGGUUUUUGGGAUAAUGAUGCUUUUAACUAA
Brassica oleracea var. oleracea is the source of this 610-nucleotide messenger RNA. RefSeq names its product PLASMODESMATA CALLOSE-BINDING PROTEIN 5-like. The record is from RefSeq and is a predicted model, not a curated record. NCBI's taxonomy places the organism in Eukaryota, Viridiplantae, Streptophyta, Magnoliopsida, Brassicales, Brassicaceae. The transcript is spliced from 4 exons. The coding region runs from base 177 to 491 and encodes 104 amino acids.